Messenger RNA from Setaria italica (foxtail millet), 2312 nucleotides. Its product is annotated as L-type lectin-domain containing receptor kinase IV.1. Gene Ontology annotation, biological process: protein phosphorylation. The record is from RefSeq and is a predicted model, not a curated record. The transcript has a single exon. Bases 214 to 2250 code for a protein of 678 amino acids. Gene Ontology annotation, molecular function: ATP binding; carbohydrate binding; protein kinase activity. NCBI's taxonomy places the organism in Eukaryota, Viridiplantae, Streptophyta, Magnoliopsida, Poales, Poaceae. Gene Ontology annotation, cellular component: plasma membrane.
UUCAGCCUCGCCUUCUCCGUCCCUGUCCCGGCCUGGGCCUUCCUCCUCUCACCAGCUACACAACCAUCAUCUAUGCAUCCAACAGCGUUAAAAGCUCUAGCGCCCGAUCACAAGUUCACAACCAAAAUAUGCUUGAAUCAUACUGAGUUUCGUCGUCCGAAGCUUCUUUAGGCCAACAAGGCAAAUUAAGCGUCCAAGAAACUACUAUUUUGUAUGCUGGCCCUCCUUCUGUUCAUACUGCUGAGCCGUCAAGGUGAAGUGGCCUCGUCGUUGGACGAUGGCCGGGAAUUCGCCUAUCACGGCUUCGCCGGCGCUAACCUCACGCUGGACGGCCUCGCCACCAUCCUCCCCGGCGGCCUCCUCGCACUCACCAACUUCACGUACCAGACAAAAGCCCACGCCUUCCACCCGUCCCCGAUGCACUUCCUCACCAAGACGACAUCCGUGGCGCGCUCCUUCUCCACGUCCUUCGUCUUCGCCAUCGUGUCGGGGUACGACGGCCUGAGCGACCACGGCCUCGCCUUCGUCGUCGCCCCGACCACGGACUUCUCCACGGCGAACGCCGGGCAGUACCUGGGCCUCCUCAACGCGACCAACGGCACGGCGAGCCACCCCAUCCUGGCAGUCGAGCUCGACACCAUCCUGACCCCGGAGUUCCGCGACAUCAACAGCAACCACGUCGGCAUCGACGUCAACAGCCUCGUGUCGCGUCAGGCCCGGCCGGCCGGCUACUACGACGACGCCGCCGGCGGCGGCGCGUUCCGGAACCUGAGCCUGAACAGCCGCGAGCCCAUGCAAUUGUGGGUGGACUACGACGGCGUGUCCAAGCAGCUCAACGUGACGCUGGCCCCCGUGCACGUGCCCAAGCCCAAGAACCCUCUCCUCUCCGAGGCCGUCGACCUCUCCACGCUCAUGGCGGCGGACGCCAUGUACGCCGGCUUCUCGGCGUCGUCGGGGGUCGUGUUCACGCACCACUACGUGCUCGGAUGGAGCUUCGGCCUCGACGGACCCGCCCCGCCGCUCGACCUCUCCAGGCUCCCUGCCCUGCCACGCCUGGGGCCCAAGCCCCGGUCCAAGGUCCUCGACGUCGUCCUGCCGCUCGCCACCGCGUCGCUCGUCGCCGCGGCGCUCGCGACGACCUUUUUCUUCGUGUGGCGGCGGCGCCGGUUCGCCGAGGUGCGCGAGGACUGGGAGGACGAGUUCGGGCCCCACCGCUACGCGUACAAGGAUCUCCAUCGUGCCACGGAUGGGUUCCGGGAACGGAACCUGCUGGGCGUCGGGGGGUUUGGGAGGGUAUACAAAGGAGUGCUCUCUCCAUCCAAUUUGGAGAUCGCCGUGAAGAGGGUGUCGCAUGAUUCAAGGCAAGGGGUGCGGGAGUUCGUCGCCGAGGUGGUGAGCAUUGGCCGUCUCCGACACCGCAAUCUCGUGCAGUUGCUUGGCUACUGCCGGCGCAAAGACGAGCUUCUCCUGGUCUACGACUGCAUGUCAAAUGGUAGCCUUGAGAAGCACCUGCAUGAUCCACACAUGCCAGCCAUAUUUUGGCCCGAAAGGUACUCGAUCGUCAAAGGUGUCGCGUCAGGCCUGCUAUACCUUCAUGAGGAUUGGGAAAAAGUUGUUGUCCACCGGGAUAUAAAGGCGAGCAACGUGCUCUUGGACGAACAGAUGAACGGGCACCUGGGAGAUUUCGGCCUAGCGAGAUUGUAUGACCAUGGGACCGAUGCUCAGACAACCCAUGUGGUUGGCACCAUGGGAUACCUUGCGCCGGAGCUUGUGCGCACCGGGAAGGCGACGCCAUUGACCGAUGUGUUCGCAUUCGGCGUGUUCCUCCUAGAAGUGGCCUGUGGACGAAGGCCGAUCGAGCGUGGCGAGCAUGAUAACCGUGUUGUGCUGGUUGAUUGGGUGCUUGAGCACCACCGCGGUGGGUCGAUCCUCGAGGCGGUGGAUCCACGGCUCAUGGGAAAAUUCGACUUGGAGGAGGCUAUCCUCGUGCUCAAACUAGGUUUGUUGUGCACGCACCCGUUGCCUAAUGCAAGACCGGGCAUGCGGAAGGUGAUGCAAUACCUGGAGGGUGACCAGCCGACCCCUGACUUGCCGCCGACUUACGUGAGCUACGCUAUGAUGGCGCUAAUGCAGAUCGAAGGCUUCGAUUCUUAUGUUAUGUCGACGUCAUCCUCGACGUCGCCGACUGUGGCUAGCAUCGGUGCGGUGUCUUGUGGGUCUUCAGCGACGGUUCUAGCUGAGGGCAGAUAAAGCUGGCCGUGUGUAUAUUUAACUCCUUUUUGAGUUUUCAAUCAUCAGAAAAAAAAUGCUUA